Camellia sinensis is the source of this 1085-nucleotide messenger RNA. The record is from RefSeq and is a predicted model, not a curated record. Lineage: Eukaryota; Viridiplantae; Streptophyta; Magnoliopsida; Ericales; Theaceae.
UUUGGAAAAUUUUAUUUCCACACGCUUAAUUCCCUUAGUGCACAUCUUCUUUCAAUACACACACUUAUGUCUCUAUACAUUUAUAUGUCCUGUUCCAUAAUUAUCUUUAUCCAUUGCAAUGAGCAACAUUAAUCACAAUUAAAAUAAUGGUAGUUUACCUUUUUAUAGCUCUUUUGCAUUUUGAUUCACAAACUAUUGGCCUAAAUCUACAAGUCGAAUCAAUGUUCAUCCAAGAACUUGUGGGCAUACUUUUUAGAAAAUUAAAUCAUACAUAUUCGAGUGUUUCUGAAGACCUAAUUGGGAUGGAUUCUCGUAUGGAGGAAAUGACUGAAUUGCUAGGAUUAGGGAUGGAUGAUGCUCGUGUUGUGGGGAUAGGGGGAUGGGUGGAAUAGGUAAGACAACUCUUGCAAGUGCUAUUUAUGCCCAUAUCUCUUCCCAAUUUGAAGGUUACAGCUUCAUUGAAAAUGUUAGAGAAGUUUCAAAAAAAGGUGGUCUGAAAACUCUGCAAGAACAACUCAUUUCCGAAAUCUUAAUGGAGAAAGAUUUGAAAGUAGGAAAUGUUGGUAGUGCCUUAAGUACGAUAAGGAAUAGGGUAUGCCGUAAAAAGGUUCUUAUUGUUCUUGAUGAUGUGGAUGAAUCAACAGAACUUGAAAAUUUGGUAGGAGAGCUUGAUUGGUUCGGUUUUGGAAGUAGAAUCAUUAUAACAACUCGAAAUCAACAUACAUUAUUCAGAUAUAGCAUAACACAUAUUUAUAGGGUUGAGGAAUUAGGAGAAGAUGAAGCUAUAGAACUCUUUAAAUUGAAAGCCUUUAGGAAACACCAACAAAUGGGAGGCUAUGGAAAACUUGUACGUCGUGCAGUAGAGUAUGCUAAAUGAGUUCCUUUAGCUCUCAAAGUUUUGGGUUGUUUUCUUUGUGGGUGAAACAAAGAUGAAUGAGAAAGUACAUUAAACAGAUUGAAAGAAAUCCCUCUAAAUGAAGUUCAACAAGUACUCAGAGUAAGUUACGAUGCAUUACAAUUGGUAGAGAAGCAAAUAUUCUUAGAUAUUGCAUGUUUUUUCAAAGGGAAAGACAAAAAUGAUGUAA